This is a messenger RNA of Telopea speciosissima, 858 nucleotides long. Its product is annotated as tubulin-folding cofactor B. Gene Ontology annotation, cellular component: nucleus; cytoplasm; microtubule plus-end. The record is from RefSeq and is a predicted model, not a curated record. Bases 57 to 785 code for a protein of 242 amino acids. The transcript has 8 exons. Gene Ontology annotation, molecular function: microtubule plus-end binding; alpha-tubulin binding. Lineage: Eukaryota; Viridiplantae; Streptophyta; Magnoliopsida; Proteales; Proteaceae. Gene Ontology annotation, biological process: tubulin complex assembly; post-chaperonin tubulin folding pathway; cytoplasmic microtubule organization.
AAAAAGGAAAGAAGAGAACAGAAUAGGAGACGCGAAAGUAGUCGACAUUACCAGCGAUGGCGUCGAAGUUGCAGCUUCCGGUGGAGGAGUCGGUCCUUCUGCGAGUAACUCAUUCUAACCUCAAGAGCUUCUCUGCUGAUGUUCGUUUCUCACUUGAGAUGACUGUUGAAUCUGUGAAAGAGAAGCUCUGGAAGAAGUGCGGUACUUGUGUUAAUUCAAUGUCCCUUGGGCUGUAUGAUGACACAGGAACUAAAGUUUACGAUUUAAGUGACAAUAUGAGACCACUCGGAUUUUAUUCUCCACAGGAUGGGUAUCGGCUACACAUCGUAGAUCUGGACCCCUCAUCAGUAACCUCUGGUGGCUGGCUGGAAGACACGUCGUUGGUGGAGAAAUACAAAAUUUCUGAUGAAGCCUAUGAUAAACUGGAUGGUACAGUCAAGAAAUUUAAAGAAAAAUUAGCAUCUCAAAAUCCAUCUAGCCAUGAAAGUAAAAUACCAGAUAACUACAUGGAAGACCUUUGUGCAAAUAUCAAGGUUGGGGAUCGAUGUGAAGUUGAGCCUGGUGAGAAAAGAGGAGUUGUCAAAUUUGUUGGUACUGCUGAAACCCUUUUCCCUGGUUUUUGGGUUGGAAUACAAUACGAUGAGCCCUUGGGGAAACAUGAUGGCAUGGUAAAAGGAAAACGCUACUUUGACUGCCCUCCACUUCAUGGUGCAAUGGUCCGGCCAGACAAAGUAAAGGUUGGAGACUUUCCUGAGCGAGAUCCAUUUGAGGAAGAUGAAAUAUGAAUUAUUCAUUUGAGAAAGUGUGUAUUUUUUGUGGUUGCCUGUGUGGGUGAUUUCAGUGUAACCAUUCACAGAA